Molecule: messenger RNA, 1428 nt
Organism: Alternaria ethzedia
Lineage: Eukaryota; Fungi; Ascomycota; Dothideomycetes; Pleosporales; Pleosporaceae
Exons: 2
Coding region: 1-1428 (475 amino acids)
Molecular function (GO): glycerate kinase activity
Source: RefSeq, a predicted model, not a curated record
AUGCUUGCCAGUGUGUCAGUGAGCAAGGAGCCAUGUGCCCACACUGCUCCAGCCGCAACGACAGCACUCGCACCGCAGAUCACGCGACUCCUUUCGUUGAAGACAUUCGACUUGCCGCAACAGCAAGCAGACGACCUCACGCACUCGGCAUCGGCGGUGCUACCCACUCCAACGUCAGACAUUCUGGGCGGACAUCCACUGAGGAUCCUCGUGGCACCGUCAGGGUUUAAAGAGAGUCUGGGCCCAGAACACGUAGCUGAUGCGAUUGAGGAAGGCAUCCGGAAGGUGCUCGAUCGCAGUUCCGUUAUCCUGCGCAAACUUCCUCUGCAUGACGGUGGAGAAGGGUUUGCUCGUGCCUUGGUAGCGGCCCAUGGCGGAUCUAUCGUCGACGUGCCAGUCACCGGCCCUACUGGAUCGGCGGUCGAAUCGCACCUUGGUUUUAUUGGCAAGGACAAGAAGACGGCUGUUUUGGACAUGGCGGCAGCGGCAGGCCUCCGCUUGGUCCCGAAAGAUGAACGCGACCCAACGAUCACCACUACUUAUGGGGUGGGACAGCUUAUCAAGAGAGCGCUUGAUGCAGGGUCCACAAAGAUCAUCAUUGGCUGUGGAGAUUCGGGAACCUCAGACGGAGGAGCUGGAAUGCUCCAGGCGCUCGGUGUCCGGUUACUUGAUGAAGAUGGCGAGGAGUUACCCAAGGCCGGCGGUGGUCGAUCGUUAGCACGCCUAGCCAGCAUUUGCUGGGCUGAUGCGCAUCCUCGACUACAAAAGAAUGCUGGUAAGCCACCCACGUCUCACUUCGAACCCAGUUUUAACGUUGAUUUAGUCGAGAAGGUCCAGAUAGAGGCCGUAUGCAACAUCAAGAAUGUGCUCUGUGGUUCCAAAGGAGUCGCGCGAGUGUAUGGGCCGCAGAAGGGAGCUACGCCUGCUCAGGUCGAGAUGCUCGCGACAUCGCUUGAAAGGCUGGCGCAGGUUGCUCAGUCGACGCUUGGAGAGGACAUCUCUCAGACCCCGGGUAGCGGUGCCAGUGGAGGUCUCGGAGCAGGUUUGAUGUUGCUCGGCGCUACAUUGCGUGCCCGCGCCGAAGCCAUCAACGAGUACUUUGAAUUCGACCGGGUUUUCGAGAAUCAGUGGGAUUUCGUGAUUACGGCGGAGGGCGCUUUGGAUUUCCAGUCACCAAACGGAAAGAUGACGACAGAGAUUGCUCGUCGCGCAAAGCGGAACGGGGCGCAGGUGGUUGCACUAGCUGGUACCAUCGGGGAAGGAGCAGACGGCUGUUAUGGUGCAGGCAUCAAAGCCUUCACGAGCAUCCUCAGGGGGCCAGUAACCCUGGAACAGGCAAUCGUCCAGACUGAGGUAUUGGUCGAAGACGGCGCCGAGAAAGUGAUGCGCAUGAUCAUGGUAGGGUUGGCUCUUGGACGGCACCGCUGA